ACACGUCAUGGUUGUCCAAAGCUGAAUAGUCAUAACAAGAAUAUAUAAUAUUCUCUUUCAUUCUUCUCAGCAAACAGAAAAAAAUAAUUGUCCUGCUGAAAUAUGACACGUAUUUGUGGCUACAAUUAUUAUAUCUAAGGAAACGUCAUGGUUCAUCUUGUUUCAGACCCAGCCGUCAUAGCAGGGAUAUCUAUCGGUGUAGUUUUACUGAUAGGUAAUGCAGUCAUCAUCGUCUUAUCCAGGAAGUCUCUCACGUGUUUUGAGGAAACCAAGAAUGAAGGAGCAUCACAUACAGGCGCAAUGCAGAACACCCAAGAUGCAAGUAUUUACUCUGGCCUUCAAGACAACGAGUGUGACAAACAGAUAUACACAGGACUGAAAUCCUUUGAAAAAUCACCCACGGAAUGUAAUUCGGAGUACCAAGGUCUUCAAAUGAGGUCAACACAAGUCUACGAGGAUCUGAACAUAUCAAGCAUUAAGACCCCAACUGAACCAAAUGCAGGUGAUCUACACGUAUAUGAGAACUGAAUCUUCGAUCGAGGAAACAGAAAAACACCACUGACAUCUGUUGUUGAAAUCUCAAAAGGGCUGUGGUUCCACUCUUAUGCAAUCACGGUUCGCACCUGACUUUCAGUAAAAAGGCAUUGUUCACUGGCCUUUUAUAUUCGUGCUAUCACUUUGGCAACGGUCACUUUGACACAUGUUCAGGUGUGGUGAACGACAGGGCGUGAAUUGGAUUAUGACUAAAACGGACGAUCUUUUCAACUCAAAGAAUGUCAUAAUUCCAAAGGCCGGAUGUUCUAUUUUGGGGGGUUAUUUGUGUUUCAACCGGGAAGGUAACCAUGGUUCUGAAAGCAUGGUGUUUCCUUGUUGUUUGAUCCAAGUUGAAAGGCGACUGAAAUGGGCGCUCAUUGGUCACCAUGGAGCACUUGUUGAGUUGAUAAAUAGUUACAUCCUUGUUGUAAUGGCAAAUGUCCAAAUAUGGUUUUAAUGGUGCAUAUAUUGUGCAAAGGCAUUGCAGUUAGAGUCACAUGCAUUGGGGUGACUGAGUCAUCUCAUUUGUGCAAUGUCAGUAAUAGAACACGUGUAUGUAUUGAUGUCGUUAGGGAUCAAACCAUAUGGUAGUUAACUAAACAUCUAUUCAUGAUCACACAAUUAACUUACCGACUUUACAAGUAGAAAGAUAUUUGUCAAAAAAUGACACUGGCAUACCCUUGUGCGAAGUCACGUGCAUGCACGUGUAUAAUGUUUCUAACAGGAAAACAAUUUAGAUAAAAUACACGACCAUGUGACCAAUGUAGAAUGAAAUUACAAUGCCGAAGGUUGUAUCUAAUAGAAACUGCAAGAUCGAUGUCCAAACUGCAUAACAGUGCCUCUUGUCCUUACCUAUUAGCCUUUGCACAAAGAAUCAUACUAUAUGCUAUGAUGACAAAAUAUCGGUGGUCACAAUCGAUCUUAACCAUUUGCCUAACACCCGAAAAUUGUUGUUAUAUCCAUUUAGGGUAAUUUAUCCCAAUAUGGAAAUGUCUGCCUAUGUAUGUAUUUGUAUGUUAAAAUAGACCACACGUAUCACAUUUUGCACUAUACAGCGCGGCUGUGUACAGGAAAAUUAUUUUAUCAAAUAUGGACAGCUUUCGCUGGUAACAGUAUAAACUGAACUGUAUUAUCACGCUCACCAUUGUUCUUUUUCACCUUCAUCCUACGUAUUUGUAUCUCGAUUUUCCUGUUCCUAAAUUGAAUAAAAGUCCUUACAAUCUGAUAA
Molecule: messenger RNA, 1762 nt
Organism: Haliotis rubra (blacklip abalone)
Lineage: Eukaryota; Metazoa; Mollusca; Gastropoda; Lepetellida; Haliotidae
Exons: 5
Coding region: 148-528 (126 amino acids)
Source: RefSeq, a predicted model, not a curated record